Pyrenophora tritici-repentis Pt-1C-BFP is the source of this 846-nucleotide messenger RNA. RefSeq names its product AhpC-TSA-2 domain containing protein. The record is from RefSeq and is a predicted model, not a curated record. NCBI's taxonomy places the organism in Eukaryota, Fungi, Ascomycota, Dothideomycetes, Pleosporales, Pleosporaceae.
GACGCCUCUUACAGUGCACAACCUGCAUCGCCGACACCAAUACAAGGCCAUGUAAAUGUAGACUGUGCGACAUGUUUGCGCACGUCUACUGCUCGAUUUGCAACGCGUCGGGCCCACGAUGACCUGGCAAAGCGAGUUCUGGUCGUGGAUGUCGCCGCCUGCGGUGCAGACGGCCGAGACACCGGCUGUUGGCCAGAAAGCGCCUACAACACCCAAGCUGAUUAUUCCAGCACGUAAUGGCAAGCCUACAAUCGUCACUUUCCUCAGGCACUGUGGAUGCCCAUUCGCAGAGAAGACAUACCUAAGCCUACGCGCAAUCGCACCCGCCCACCCAGACAUAGACUUCAUAGCCGUCUCGCAUAGCGACCAAGAGUCUACGGACCGAUGGCUUGCGUCCUUGCCCGACCCGUCCAAGAACACGCAACCCAAUCUCCAGAUGGUGGUUGACGCGGAACGUGAGGCAUAUGCUGCAUGGGGCCUGGGCACCUCGAGCCUAUGGCAUGUCCUAGGCAGCAUAUCAGGCGUCUCAAAGCUCAAACAGGACGGCAUCAGUGUCAGAUCUACAGAGAGCGGCAGCAGGUGGCAGACGGCGGGCAAUUUUGCCGUAGACGGGGAGGGCAUAGUGAGAUGGACUAGGAAGGACGAGCGCGCGGAUGAUAUGCCGGAUUUCAAACACGGUCUUGAUGCUGUGCUUUGAGCGCGCAAUGGCACUGUAGAAUCUGUGCGAGGCUAGAAUGUCACACCGUCCGACCACAUUGUUGCAUCUUCACAUGUAAAAUAUAGACACUACAUAGUUCUUUGACGACAGGCGUGAAAAGCGUACAACAAAGGAAAUUCCAUUUCCAA